AUGGCAACCCUUAGAAACUUUCGUGAGCUUUUGCAACCGUUGACAUAUUACUCCAAAAAAAUAGGAGUCGAGGUAUGGACGGCUCCGGGCAAAUUUCUGCCAGCAUCAUACUAUUUAUCAGCUAUGGUAGCUACGUACUUUAUCAGCACUGCAUCUACAGUAGCCAAGUACAGGCACGAUCCACUGCACAUGAUGAAAGUUCUCGUUACACUGGGUACCGUUCUGCAGGGAAGCGAUGUGAAGCUGUUAAACGAGAAAAUAGAGCUUGAAGUGCUGGAACGAUAUGAGAAUGGAACGAAGGAAGAAAUGGCGGUACUCGAACGAACUGGUCGCUACCUUUGGAUCAUCUUUCGAAUGACACGCAUUUCAAGUGCAUGUGCAGCAGGAGGGUUUAUGCUGUAUCCUUUAUUUGCGUACUUCACAACAGGAAUAGUAGUGCCAUUGUUGCUGUACGAGCUACCGUUCAUCGAUUGUAACACCACUACGGGAUACAUCGUAAAUAUGUUGUUCCAAAUAAAUCUGCUCGUGUACGGUGUGAUGGGGAUCAUAUUCGCCGACUUCCUAUACAUAAUGUAUGCAACGUACGCAAUGACAGCGGCAGAUAUUUUUAUGGUGCAUCUUGUUGAGUUGGAAAUCUUGUUAAAUGAUCCUAUGCAGCAUGAUACUACGAGAUCAGAAGUACGCGAAUUGUGGUUAAAGUGCAUGUACGAUCAUCAGCUGACUACCAGCUUGUUGAACAUAAUUGAAGACAUUUUUGGACUCCAAUGUCUAGCACAAGUGGCUAUGGGAGUGUUUACUAUAUGCGAUUGUUUGCUGCUAGUAACAUUGACCGACUGGUAUCCUACGUACUGUUUUUUCUUGGUUAUGUUCACGGAACUUACUGUCUAUUUUAUCGUUGGACAUAUUGUUGAACUUAAGAUUGAUGAAAUGUACCACAAAGUGAUCUCGAUGCCAUGGUAUAAGCUACCGGUAAAGGAACAGAAAGAGUUUUGCUUCCUGAUGGCCAGACAACAGCGUCCCAUGAUGUUGACAGCGUAUGGAUUUCAUCCAAUGAACUUUGAAGCGUACAUGAGCGUGUUGAGAGGCUUGUACCAGUUUUUCGUAAUGAUCUUGCAGUACGUUGGAUAA
Molecule: messenger RNA, 1128 nt
Organism: Anopheles stephensi (Asian malaria mosquito)
Lineage: Eukaryota; Metazoa; Arthropoda; Insecta; Diptera; Culicidae
Product: putative odorant receptor 83c
Exons: 6
Coding region: 1-1128 (375 amino acids)
Biological process (GO): detection of chemical stimulus involved in sensory perception of smell; sensory perception of smell
Cellular component (GO): plasma membrane
Molecular function (GO): odorant binding; olfactory receptor activity
Source: RefSeq, a predicted model, not a curated record